AUGAUUAACCCGCAAUGGUGCAACGAGAAUGACGAAACGGACAUCGUGACGAUUCAUUUCGAUAAGCCUUUGAAAGUCGGGGUGCACACUUCGAACAUAAAAUUUUGUGGGAAUGAGACCACUGAGAUGUUCGGAUUCUUCAAGGAUAGGUACAGGAAUGAACGUGGAGAAAAAGUUAAUUAUAAACUAGAAAACGGCGGUGAACGCUGGAUACUGAGCGCAGCCAGCGAAUCUAAAAUGACGAGAACAUUUGUAACGUUUCUCCUCGUCCUGGGGAUCUGCCAGGCGAGAUUCCCGUUCGAAAUUGUCGACGGAGACCAAGUGGACUGGAAAUAUCUGCUGCCGUCCACAGUAUUACCGAUCGAAUACAAAUUGCAUAUCACGCCUGAUUUUGUAAAAUCCACAUUUGAGGGUGAAGUGAACAUCACAUUAAUAGCGUUCAUAACGAACGAUAUUUUGACGUUGAACUUAAAAGACUUGACAAUUUAUGACAUUAAAUUCGUGGAUUUGAAUACAACGAGGACUUUGGAAAGUCUGUAUCUACCGGACGAAGAGCACGAGAUCAUGAAUAUUACGGUAACACCCAUGUUUGAAAUGGAUCAUUAUUAUUCGCUUCAGAUAAGAUAUGCUGGAAUUUUCAAUGAAAAUAUGAGAGGAUUUUAUAAGAGCAGGGUCAUGGAAGGGAACAAUGUCACCUUCAAUUCCAGCGGGUACGUUCUAACGACUCAUUUCGAGCCGACGGGCGCUCGACUAGCGUUCCCAUGUUGGGAUGAGCCCGUCUUCAAGGCGAAGUUCACCAUUAGCGUGACACACAAUAAAACCUUGCAGGCACUCUCUAAUACGGAAGUACUAAAAAAAGAAGAAAAAGAUGGCAUGAUAACUACUUCGUUUAAACAGACACCAUUGAUGUCUACUUAUUUGGUAGCAUUCGUUGUAGGCAAUUAUCAAUUUAAGGAAGAUAAAGUCGGCAACUUCACCUAUAGAGUGUGGACGAAGGCGAGUGCGAUAAAUCAGACAGACUACGUUUUGAAAAUGGGUAGGAAGUUUCUAGAACUGCUGAAUUCUUACACGAAUAUUUCGUACCAGACAUACAUGCCAGACAAAAUAGAUCAACUCUCAAUAAAUGACUUCCGGCCCGAUGCCAUGGAAAAUUGGGGCCUCGUGAUUUACAGAGAAAAUUAUUUCCUUUACGACGAGGUUUUAAGCUCAACCCGCUUAAAGAUAGACAUACUCAUGAUUAUCGCUCACGAGUUCUCUCAUCAAUGGUUCGGUAAUCUCGUCAGUCCGGCAUGGUGGGACUAUAUUUGGCUGAACGAGGGAUUCGGCACCUAUUUCCAGUACUUCAUGUCUCACAAAGUAGUACCUGAAUUACGAUUAGACCAUAUGUUUGUUGUGGAGACCAUGCAACAGACCGCGAUGGAUAUUGAUGCAUUCCCUGUAGUACAUCCCAUGAAUCAUGACGUGAUCACCCCUAAUGACAUCCGUGACCUCUUCGACAUCAUCGCCUACCAGAAAGCUGCCUCUGUUAUUCGAAUGAUGUCUCACGCUAUGACGGAAGAGGUUUUCCAUAAGGGCUUGAAAUAUUAUCUGACAAGCCGCGCGUUACGUAAUGCGAAUUCGUAUGAGCUUUUCCUAUCCCUCCAGAAAGCCUUGGACGAGAGUGAGAUUAAAUGGAAACAGUCCGUGCAAGUUAUAAUGCAUAACUGGGUGGAGUAUUCAGGAUAUCCGACGUUGAUAGUUAAGAGAGUCAAAGAAGGCUAUGAAUUGACACAGGAACACUUCGUAAUCGUGUUCCUAAACAUCGACAUAUAUCCUACCAAGUGGUGGUUACCAAUCACGUACGUCGAGGAAUCGAAUCCUAACUUUAGUAACACGACUCCCAUCGAUUGGCUCUCUCCGGACGAUGAAUCACAUAUCGUGCCAUCGAAAGAAAAAACGGGAUGGUUUAUUUUCAACACGCAGCAAGCAGAAUGUAUGAAAUACCGAAAUUUGCAGCGUUACGUCGCAUACCUGAUGAGGACUUUAACAAAGGACGUUGGUUAUGAACCGAAGGCGAAUGACAGCGAUCUCGUAAAAAUGCUCAGAAUAAAAGCAAUGAAAUGGGCUUGCGAAGCUGGCGUCAAGAAUUGCACAUCCUACGCUGAGAAAACAUAUCAACAAUGGCUCAAAAAUCCUGAGAUGAAAUUGGACGUUAACCUGAAGACAGAAAUUCUCUGCGCUGGGGUCAGGUACGCGAACCAGAGCAUAUGGACCCGUACUCUGGAGUACAUAAUUGCAUCUACGCUCGACGACGACAAUAGGAAGGAUUUGCAGGAGGCCCUAGCCUGUUCCAACUCGUCUGAGAUUCUGAAGAAAUACCUAAACUCAACUCUCGAUCCAAACUACUCAAUCGAUUUCAAGACCGCUGCGAUCAACGUGGUGUCCAGACAUCGGACCGGUCCCGAGAUUGUUUUCCAUUUCAUGGUCAAAGAAUAUCAACACAUCCAAAAAAUAAAUAAUUUCAAAGCCGUCGUGGAAGACGUCGCUAUUGCGAUUGGUGGUGCAAUUACGACUGAGCAGCAGCAUGUUAAU
Ceratina calcarata is the source of this 2571-nucleotide messenger RNA. Its product is annotated as aminopeptidase N-like. The transcript is spliced from 10 exons. Gene Ontology annotation, biological process: proteolysis; peptide catabolic process. Lineage: Eukaryota; Metazoa; Arthropoda; Insecta; Hymenoptera; Apidae. Gene Ontology annotation, cellular component: cytoplasm; membrane. Gene Ontology annotation, molecular function: metalloaminopeptidase activity; zinc ion binding; peptide binding. The record is from RefSeq and is a predicted model, not a curated record. The annotation marks the transcript as partial.